AUGAUAGUGGUUUCAGAAUUUAUUUAUUUUGAUUUCCUCUAUCCGUUUGUUUCUCAUCCCCUACUCUCACUUCCAAAUCCGUUUCUUCUCAUCCCCCCUGAAACUCUUCAACAACAACUUCACUGGGAAACUUCCACAAGAUCUGGGACAAAACUCAGACAUACAAGAUCGCUUCUCCUCCAACCCUCCGCCAGCCUCAACAACCGCUUUCUCCCCCGUCCUGACCACAUCUCCACCGGCGCCGUUUUGAUCUGCGACGACAACGUGGAGGUGGACUCAAAGUCGUUGGAAUUCGCUGUGGACGCGAUGCGGAACUUUGAAGAUGUGUUGAUGAACUUAGUGGUGGCAGAGGAGGCACAGGUGGGUCCAUUGCUGGUGGGGGCGAAGAGAGUGAGGGAUUACGGGGACGCAAGGAACGAGGGGAGGAAGGGGUGA
Vigna umbellata (rice bean) is the source of this 435-nucleotide messenger RNA. The record is from RefSeq and is a predicted model, not a curated record. NCBI's taxonomy places the organism in Eukaryota, Viridiplantae, Streptophyta, Magnoliopsida, Fabales, Fabaceae.